AUGACACAUGAUGAGUUAGAGACGUUUCUUGAGUUCAUAUACAACGGUUCCCUUUCGGAUACAAAGAUGAUGCAACACGUCCGUGUACUCUACCUAGCUGCAGACAAAUACGAAAUUCCACACCUUCAAGAUCUCUGCAGAAACCAGUUAAGCGGCUCGAUGAACAGAAGAAAUGUAUUUGAUGUACUCGAGCUUGCAAAGAUUCAUUCGGACAAGAUCCUUCAAGACGCUGUCUCUGAGUUUAUCACAUCAAACAUGGAAGAGAUUUCGUCCUCAAGCAAGUUCAUGUCGUUUGUGAAGAGAAAUCCGGCUCUUACUGUCCAAGCCAUAAGAGGUCACGUGACAAAACUAAAAAGAAAACGUCUAGAAAAGAAGAAUAAAGAAACUCGACGACUGUUUGGCUUCAGCGGGCUCAUAUAA
This is a messenger RNA of Eruca vesicaria subsp. sativa (arugula), 420 nucleotides long. The record is from the annotation of a GenBank genome assembly. NCBI's taxonomy places the organism in Eukaryota, Viridiplantae, Streptophyta, Magnoliopsida, Brassicales, Brassicaceae.